UUAUAGUAUAGGUGUUACGAAAUAAAGAGUGCUUGAAAAUGAAGAAAACCUGAGGUAUAUCUAUCUGUCAUUUACAUCUGCUUUCUUUAAUUAUUAUGCUGCUUUCUGUUGCUAUAACGUAUAUCCUGUGGCUCAUUGCCCUCUGUCAGUGCUGUCAACACAUAAUCUGAAUCUGACUCUGUUUAUGGCCUCUGUCUAACAGCUGAGGUACAUUACACUCUCUGCAACAGCCAAUCCUGAGAUGUGACAACCCAGUAAAUGAGUAAUAGUGUUUGACCAGCUGUGGAGACAGGGAAGGCUGAGGAGAGACGUCCAGGUUGAGGUGGGAUAUAGUGCACUGGUCUCUCCAGAUGCUCAGGUGGAGGUUGUAGCUGGAAACUUUAUUUUUUUUGUCACUUUCUUCACUAAAAGCACCACAUCAGCUGCUGACAGAUAGACAAACAGAUUGGUUGGCAGAGCUGAGGCCAGCAGCUGGUCUGUCUGACAGCAGAGACAGAAAGAGAGCUGAGAGAAGAGGGAUUUCAUCUUCAUUUUCAACUCCAGCCAUGUUGAAGCUGCGCUUUCUGAGAGUGAAGAAUGCCCUGGUGCGAGAGUUCAUGGCUGAGUUCUUGGGAACUUUUGUCUUGCUGCUCUUUGGCUGUGCUGCUGCAGCGCAGGUGAAAACCAGCAGAGACACUAAAGGCCAGUUUCUGUCAGUCAACAUGGCCUUCUCUGUGGGUGUGAUGUGCGCCAUGUACCUCACCAAAGGCAUCACAGGUGCCCAUCUGAACCCAGCGGUGACUCUGAGUUUCUGUGUGUUGGGGCGGGUGCCCUGGGGAAGGCUGCUGCCCUAUUGCCUCGCCCAGGUGGUGGGAGCAUAUGUGGCAUCAGGGCUUGUCUAUCUGGUCUACUAUGAUGCUAUAAUGGACUUUAGUGGAGGAGAGUUGACUGUUUACGGCCCAAAUGAAACAGCCUCAAUAUUUGCCACAUAUCCUUCAGAGUACAUAACUUUGUGCAGAAGUUUCCUUGACCAGGUAGUGGGCACUGGCAUGCUGAUGUUGUGCAUCCUGGGUUUGGAAGAAGGGAGGAAUACCCCCGCUACCCCAGGGCUGAUCCCUCCCAUAGUGGCAGGGGUUGUCCUGGGGAUCUCCAUGUCAAUGUCAGCUAACUGUGGUGCUGCAAUAAAUCCUGCUCGGGACCUGGGGCCACGUCUUUUUACACUGACUGCAGGCUGGGGCCCUGAGGUCUUCACGUGUUACAACUACUGGUUCUGGGUACCCCUGGUGGCCCCACCUAUCGGAGGCGUUUUAGGUAGUUUAAUGUAUUUGAUCUUCAUUGAGUGCCAACUGCCUGAAAAUCCUCCAAGGAACCAGUCCACUAUCACCACCAUCAGUGAAAACAUCAAGCUCGAGUGUCGGUGACAAUCAAGUUAAAGGCUGCACAAGUGUUACUGAAAUCAUCGUAAAUUAUGUUUGUGAAAGCAGAGGCAAAUGUUAAGACAAAUGCACACACAUCUUGUGAUCUUGUGUUGAAUAACAGGAUAUGCUUUUUAUAUAUAAUUUAUGUAGUGAGCUUCUUAAACAGUAAAGUUGGAGGCAGCUGAAAAAGAUAUCAAUUGUCUGAUAAGGCUCUUUGGAAUUGUUUUAAAUAUUGAUUUAUUCUUAGUAAAUUAUAUCACUAUGUUGUAUUCACGUUUUAUGAAAUGCUAAAAUGAAUAUUGAACAUGUGUUGAGCUGAUAAAGCUUUACUCUAAGAAAAGAAAAUACCUCAGUCUCACUCUUAAAUAUAAUUCUAUUCAACUUUGAA
Messenger RNA from Thunnus maccoyii (southern bluefin tuna), 1785 nucleotides. It is a transcript of the gene aqp10a, whose product is annotated as aquaporin 10a. NCBI's taxonomy places the organism in Eukaryota, Metazoa, Chordata, Actinopteri, Scombriformes, Scombridae. The coding region runs from base 546 to 1400 and encodes 284 amino acids. The transcript is spliced from 6 exons. The record is from RefSeq and is a predicted model, not a curated record. Gene Ontology annotation, molecular function: glycerol channel activity; urea transmembrane transporter activity; water channel activity. Gene Ontology annotation, biological process: water transport; glycerol transmembrane transport. Gene Ontology annotation, cellular component: basolateral plasma membrane; plasma membrane.